Macrosteles quadrilineatus (aster leafhopper) is the source of this 4220-nucleotide messenger RNA. Its product is annotated as POU domain protein CF1A-like. The record is from RefSeq and is a predicted model, not a curated record. Gene Ontology annotation, cellular component: nucleus. Gene Ontology annotation, molecular function: DNA-binding transcription factor activity, RNA polymerase II-specific; RNA polymerase II cis-regulatory region sequence-specific DNA binding. Gene Ontology annotation, biological process: regulation of transcription by RNA polymerase II; brain development. Bases 94 to 1386 code for a protein of 430 amino acids. The transcript has a single exon. NCBI's taxonomy places the organism in Eukaryota, Metazoa, Arthropoda, Insecta, Hemiptera, Cicadellidae.
GCGCCAGUCGACAGGCACUCGGCAUGCAUUACACAUGAGCCGGCUGCGCGCCGUCCGUUCGGUCUUUUACAAUUUAGAUCAGUGUAGAGUGUUAUGGCUACGACGACUUACAUGCCAGCUAGUACUGCCGUGUCUUCGGAGUUAGACGGUUCCGGUGUCGGAGUGAUGAAUAUAGUGAACGCGAGUAUCGGUGGCGGAGGGUACCACACCAGUCCGUCGCCGAGGUCGGCAACCGAGGGUGAGAUGAAGUACAUGCCGCCGUCACAGCACCAUCACCACCACCACCACCACCAUCAGCUGCCGUCAUCACCUUCGCCUAAUGGACACACAGUGAGUCUAUCAGCGGGGGUAGCACACAAUCCCUGGGUGUCGCUACAACCCGGAGCCACCGCGGACCCGUGGGCGGCCUCCAUGGGCAUCCACAACCAUCAUCCGCACCACCACCACCCUCACCAGACCGCCACGGUGGACAUCAAACCCCCGGACAUGCACAGAGGACACCAGCAAGGUAUGGCGUCGCCCCACACUUGGCACGCUCCCGUCGUGUCCAGCUACAACAACGGCGCCGGGUCACCUCUACAGCAUCACGCUCACAGCGCCUACCAUGCAGCCAUGAACGGUAUGUUGGCACACCACCACCAGGCCAGCCCGGCACAGCUGCAUCACACACUCAGGGACAUGCAGAACCACAGCCCUUCAUACCCGCCCGGCCAGCACCCAGACGCGCCUUCGGGAGGCGAAGAGGACGCCCCGACCUCCGACGACUUGGAAGCCUUCGCCAAACAGUUCAAGCAGAGAAGAAUAAAGUUGGGGUUUACGCAAGCGGAUGUGGGUCUCGCACUGGGUACUUUAUACGGAAACGUGUUCUCACAAACAACGAUAUGCAGAUUCGAAGCGUUGCAGUUAUCGUUCAAAAAUAUGUGUAAACUGAAACCCCUGCUCCAGAAGUGGCUUGAAGAAGCGGACUCUACGACGGGAUCCCCUACGAGCAUCGACAAAAUAGCUGCCCAGGGGAGGAAGAGGAAAAAGAGAACGAGCAUAGAAGUGUCGGUGAAAGGUGCCCUAGAACAACACUUCCACAAGCAGCCUAAACCCUCAGCGCAAGAGAUAACCUCCCUCGCGGAUAGUCUACAGUUGGAGAAGGAAGUGGUCAGGGUAUGGUUCUGCAACAGAAGACAGAAGGAGAAGAGGAUGACGCCUCCCAACACGUUAGGACCUCAGGACGGGAUGUUGGACGGACAGAUGAACCCCGGCGCCCACGGACUGCACCAGUACCAUCAUCAGGACAUGCAUGGGUCACCCAUGGGUCCUCACUCGCACUCCCACAGCCCGCCCAUGCUGUCGCCCCAGACGAUGCCCACCCACCAAUCGCUUGCGGCUCACUAACGUUUAGCCCAGUGGGAUAUUGAAUACUCACGACAUAUCUCCAAGAUGCAACGAGAGUACGUGUAACCUGGAAGCCCAGUGUGCCCUCGCCGGACACCCCGACUGCUCAAACCCCGGAGUGUGGAGGGGGAGGACGCACGUGGGGAGUGAUUUGUGUGCAUAAUUAAUAAGAAUUCAUCGCAUAUGCGGCCGGACAAUGUUUUAAAGAUGCCGCGUGCCUUGUUUUCUUAUGCCUGGAGAUUAGAUCGUGAGGAUGGACAUUUUCAAUUCCUGCUGUGUCGCUACCGCACCCGCGGGUGCCUAUGGACAUUUAACAGAUGUAAAUAAAGUGUAUCGUAAAUAUUUGUGAAAACGGUGUAGAUUUGUUCGGGGGGAAUAAGAUCGUUUAUAUAUUCGAUGUGUAUUUUCUAAAGGGGACUGUCUGUGUUUAUAGACGCUGAAUAUAGAAACUGUAAAUAUUUCCGCUAAGUUCCGGUUACCCUAGGACAGACUAUAUCUCCGACAGUGGCCUAUAGUUAAUGUUUACCACCAUUGGACAUUCCAGUAAGUACAACGGACAUAAAUUAUUGCCUCUCGAAAUACUUAAAGAUUUUUCCCGAUUUUACGGCUUUGGUAUUUAUUGAUAACCCGAUCGAAACAUGAUUCCUCGACGGCGAAAUCAAAGCGAGUUUUGGACCGUAAACGUUAGUCGAGGUACAAAAAGGGGCCAGACACGAUAAGAAUCUCGGCCAGCCGAGGCCAGGUAUCGGAGGGUGUGGGUCCACAAAGGCACAUCGCCCUGUCCGACCUUCUACAAAGGGCCGACUAACAAUGACUCCCUUUGGAAGUGUCAAAACGAGAAUUUUAUGGCACAGACCCUAGCCAGCACACCUGAGUUCCUCGCUCGGAAUUCCCUGAGUAUAAAUCUUGACUUCGUCCAGGCCCGAAUCCGAAAAACCUUCUAAAUUCGAAAGAUAAAUUACACCCAGAAACUGUUGCCGGAAUAACAACGUCAUCAGCUUCUCACGGACCAUCGAAAUCGAGUACAAGUGUUUAUAAGCCCCCCAGAACAGUGACAGUGUUUUAAAUAAAAUUAUUUUUGUGAAACAUCAAAGUGCCCAAGAUUGAACCCUGCAGGACGCCGUGUUUUCAUCGUGUGCAGCAUCGUUCUCAAGGUAGGAGACUUCCAUUUCUCCUAACAUAAGAUACUCCAAUCCAGUGUAGUGGCCAGUGUUGAGGUUAGGUCUGUCCUUAGGAGACCUAAGUCAUACCAAAAUAGAUUGUGAUCUUGUGCAUUCAGUGAUUUUGAAGUAUAUAUGCACAAACCUUUUAAAUCCAUCGUUUCAUUUUGAAUGUUUUUUCAAUUCAUUUUCGUUACGAGUCAAUGUUUCAAUAAGUAUGUGUUCAUUCUGCAAAUGAACUUCUAAAUUAAAAUGUACAUUUCAUCAAGCAAUAUUCAGAUCAAAAUAAACUGCCCAUACACGUAGAUGUUUAUUUGAUUUAAUUUAGAUUAAAUCGCGUUCAAUCUCUUUGUUUAUUCAUAUAAAAUAUAGUCCUACAGGCCUAUCAAAAUAUUUAACAUUUUCAAAUUUAGAAUUUUAUUUGCAGUUAAUAUUUGAUUGUAAUUCAAUUUUUAAUGUACUAUAACGCAUAACAGGGUAAUUUAUAUUGUAUUCAGAUCCUAAUGGUUUAAAUAUGGUCUUGGUCAGUUUAGAGUGUUCAAACGCAUUAAUUUUAUGAAAAUAUUGUUUUAAGAUCAAAAAUAGUAAAUAUUACCUAUUAGUAUUUGUUAUUUAAAAAUAGAUAAAUUGUUUGUUUUGUUGUUUCGAUAUGAUUUAAGGAUAGUAAAAUAAGAUAUGUUUUAAAACGCCACAAUACACUUAAUUUGUAAUGAUUAAAAAUUUGCAAAAUAUGCAACUUAUUAGGCUAGUUAACAUUAUUUUAGACGUUUGACUUAAAUAUAAAAAAAUGGCAUUUGGUCAAAAGUUUUUUUGUCAAUAAAACACCGUUUAUAACACAAUUACCUAAGUUACAAGUGGGACGUGUAUUAAGGAUUUUUUUUUUUAAUUAAAUCUUUUGUAGAUCUAUGCCAAAUAUUUUUGAAUAACAUAAGCGUACACAAAAUGUAAGUUUUAAACAAUUUGCUUAUACUUAAGCACAAACAUAAAUUUUUUAUAUUUUCCGUAACUAUUAAACCGUCAUAGCAGUUCAAAUUAUAAUCAUUAGCCUAGUUGAUUAAAGAUCUUAGAGUAAAAUCUACUAAACGUAAAAACUACUGUCACAGGCUACUUGCUUUUACAGAUCUUCAAACGUUGUGGAAAAAUAUUUGAUUCAACGUUAACGUCUAAAUUAUACGUCUUUUUUGCAGUAUAUGUUCUUAUAAAACACACUGAAAAUUUAAUUAACUGAAACAAGCUCGGUUAGGCAAAAGUAGACUUAAAUAAAUCGAGUAUACAGCAUUAGAAUGAUUAUUAUAGGGCAUUAUUUAAUUUGGUAUAAAACAGUGUGUAGCAAGAGUUGUGAUGUUUUAGUCAUUUAGAUUAGCUUUUCAAAUGUAUGUAUUAUUAACUUAUUCGUUAAGGUUUUGUUGUUUUAUUUGUGAUUAUAACUCAAUAUCACUAAACCCUACAGGACUGACUUUACUUCAUAUUGUAUAUAAUACAGUAUAUAAAUGCAAUCAUCAACUGAAUUGUAAAUAUAGUAUAGUGCGAAGCCCCUGUGUACAGUAGUUUCUUAAUAUCGAUUAUUGUAUUUUUGUUUUCCUUUUCCCUAUUUGGGGGCUUCGUUUGUGUAACAAAAGAAUCUAGUUGAUGAGGGAUUUAUUAAGAAAUAAAUAUUGUGUUUUUGUCAUAAUA